AAAAAAUAAUAAUAAUAAAGCCCAAAGUUCCCAUUUUCCUAUACCUUCGUUGCAUCUCCUCUCCAAAAACCCAAACCCUAGAUCUUACCUUCUUUGAAUCUACUCUCCAAAACCCCCAACCCUAGACCUCACGUUCUCGUCUCUCCUCUAGGGUUUUAGGCCUUGAAUCGCAGAAAGAUUGGAUGUUGUUGUAGAUGGAUUGACAAGAGCAGAAGCUAUUAGAGUUGUUGAUGCAGAUCAUGCUCGUCACUUUUGCUGUAGUCGCAUUUGUUGUGGGCUACUCCAUCGGUUCUUUCCAGACCAUGCUACUAAUCUAUGCCAGUGGUGUCAUUCUGAUAACACUGGUUACCGUUCCCAACUGGCCAUGGUUCAAUCAUCAUCCGCUGAAUUGGUUGGACCCCAUUGAAGCGGAACGGAAUCCAAAGCCUCAACCAUUGGCUUCAAAGAAGAAACUAUCUUCAUCAUCAGAAGUAGGUCUUGAGAUGAAACUUGAUUUAUUGUGGUUUUCAAUUUUAUGCAAAGCCGUAGUUGGAACUCUCGAUCUUUAGUUGCUGUUUUAGUACUAUAUGAUAGCAGAAAGAAACAUCUUUGCAAUA
Magnolia sinica is the source of this 596-nucleotide messenger RNA. Its product is annotated as signal peptidase complex subunit 1-like. Gene Ontology annotation, biological process: protein targeting to ER. NCBI's taxonomy places the organism in Eukaryota, Viridiplantae, Streptophyta, Magnoliopsida, Magnoliales, Magnoliaceae. The transcript has a single exon. The record is from RefSeq and is a predicted model, not a curated record. Gene Ontology annotation, cellular component: signal peptidase complex; endoplasmic reticulum membrane.